Sarcophilus harrisii (Tasmanian devil) is the source of this 2235-nucleotide messenger RNA. It is a transcript of the gene ALDH5A1, whose product is annotated as aldehyde dehydrogenase 5 family member A1. Gene Ontology annotation, biological process: GABA catabolic process. The record is from RefSeq and is a predicted model, not a curated record. Gene Ontology annotation, molecular function: succinate-semialdehyde dehydrogenase (NAD+) activity. The coding region runs from base 160 to 1779 and encodes 539 amino acids. NCBI's taxonomy places the organism in Eukaryota, Metazoa, Chordata, Mammalia, Dasyuromorphia, Dasyuridae. The transcript is spliced from 10 exons.
UGGGGUUGCGCCGCGCGGCCCGAGCUCUGCUGCUCCGCCUGCCUCUGCCUGCGCAUCUCUGUGCCGCUGCUUCCCUGCACCCCGGCCCGGCUCGCCCGCACCCGGGAGCUCACUCGCCUUUUCGCCGCCGCCGCCGCCGCCGCCGCUGCCUCCUGGACCAUGACCAGCUGCUGGCAGCUGCAGAACUGCCGGGCCCUGCGACUGGCCUGGCCUCCUCCGGGCGUUAAUCUCCGCCCCCGCCGCCCUCUCCCGCCUCUGCCUGCGGCGGGGCCCCGGCCUGGGCCCGGCCCCCACCCGCUCCGAAGCUACAGCGGGGGUCCGGCCCGGCUGCCCCAGGCCCUGCUGCGCACGGACGCCUUCGUGGGGGGCCGCUGGCUGCCCGCCGCCUCGGGCACCUUCCCCGUGCAGGACCCGGCUAGCGGUGCCCAGCUAGGGCGCGUGGCCGACUGCGGGGCGGCCGAGGCCCGGAGGGCCGUCAGCGCUGCCCACCAGGCGUUCUCCAGCUGGAGGGGCGUCUCUGCCAAGGAAAGGAGUGUAUUACUGCGAAAAUGGUAUGAUCUGAUGAUAAAGAAUAAAGAUGACCUUGCCAAGAUAAUCACAGCUGAAAAUGGAAAGCCUCUAAAGGAAGCCCAAGGAGAAGUUCUGUAUUCAGCUCUUUUCCUGGAGUGGUUUUCUGAAGAAGCACGACGCAUUUAUGGAGACAUCAUUUAUACCCCUGCAAAGGAUAAGCGGGGCUUGGUCCUGAAGCAACCUGUCGGGGUAGCUGCCAUUAUUACUCCAUGGAAUUUUCCCAGUGCUAUGAUUACCCGAAAGGUGGGAGCAGCUUUGGCAGCUGGUUGCACAGUGGUAGUAAAACCUGCAGAAGAUACACCUCUAUCUGCCCUGGCUCUUGGUGAGCUUGCCAACCAAGCAGGAAUUCCUGCAGGUGUAUAUAAUGUGGUUCCUUGCUCUCGUCAGAAGACCAAGGAGGUUGGGGAAGCUCUUUGCACUGAUCCAUUGGUAUCCAAAAUUUCUUUUACUGGCUCAACAGCAACAGGAAAGAUUCUGUUGCACUAUGCUGCUGACUCUGUGAAGAGGGUCUCCAUGGAGCUAGGGGGGCACGCCCCAUUUAUCGUGUUUGACAGUGCCAAUGUGAACCAAGCAGUGGCAGGGGCCCUGGCUUCCAAAUUCAGAAAUUCUGGUCAGACAUGUGUCUGUUCGAAUCGUUUCUUGGUGCAAAAGGGGAUCCAUGAUUCCUUUGUGAAGAAGUUUGCUGAAGCCAUUAAUAAGGAACUUUGCGUAGGUCAUGGAUUUGAAGAAAGGACCACCCAGGGUCCAUUGAUUAAUGAAAAGGCGGUGGAAAAGGUAGAGAAGCAGGUGAGUGAUGCGGUUUCCAAAGGAGCCACCAUCGUGACCGGAGGGAAAAGGCACAGCUUUGGCAAGAACUUUUUCGAGCCGACCCUCCUCAGCAACGUCACCUCAGACAUGCUCUGUUCUCAGGAAGAAACCUUUGGCCCCGUGGCCCCAGUGAUUAAAUUUGAUACAGAGGAAGAGGCUCUAGCUAUUGCCAAUGCAAUGGAUGUGGGUUUAGCAGGUUAUUUUUACUCUCAGGAUCCAGCGCAGAUCUGGAGGGUGGCUGAGCAACUGGAAGUUGGUAUGGUUGGGGUUAACGAGGGACUGCUGUCCACAGUGGAAUGCCCUUUCGGUGGGGUGAAACAAUCUGGUCUUGGACGAGAAGGCUCAAAGUAUGGUAUUGAUGAAUAUCUGGAACUGAAGUAUGUGUGUUAUGGUGGCUUAUAGGAAUCAUCAGGUGUUCUGUAGCCAAAGGGGAAAAUCCCUCUAUACGUGUAGAGAAAUGCUAUCUCAUAUAUUUUUAAUAAACCUUUAGAGACCCAUAAAUGUGAAUUUUUUUAAAUUUUACUCAUCCAGUCCCACAUCAUUCUGUAAGUUAGCUGACAGCGUUCCUCAGAUACUUGACUAAAACAAGAGGUGAAACGUGUUAAGUGUCCUUUCUGCUUUGAGGUGGACUUUUAGGUUGUGAUUUCCAGCCUUACCAUGGUGCUGCCAUCCCCUACUGUGAAAAAGAGCAUCCCUCUCGCCAUGGUUAGGAAGGGGUGGUUAGUACCAAAAGCACCAGAAUAACCAUAUAUUAAGCCCAUUUCAUCUCUAACAAGGCUCUCAUACUAUGGCAGGCCUGGAGAAAAUGCCUUCUUGCACAUUCUGGCUGCCUGGGCAUUGCCAUCGAGGUGCAAUCUG